Molecule: messenger RNA, 1869 nt
Organism: Synchiropus splendidus (mandarinfish)
Lineage: Eukaryota; Metazoa; Chordata; Actinopteri; Syngnathiformes; Callionymidae
Gene: fam174c
Product: family with sequence similarity 174 member C
Exons: 3
Coding region: 16-558 (180 amino acids)
Cellular component (GO): extracellular region
Source: RefSeq, a predicted model, not a curated record
ACCGCCACGUAGUCGAUGACGUCAGCCAACGACAACAAGAACUUCCUAGUGUGGGAUUUAGUUUAUGUCAACAAAGCUCGCGAGCGGGUUUGUGACGUGGACCUGACCCGGUUCCAGUUCCGCAUCAAGAAGCCCGCUUCUUACCUUCAUUUCGUCAGCAGAACCAUGACACUUUGUACGGUGUUCCCGGCGGUUCUUCUGACCAUCUGCUGGUUCUUAGUGGCGGCGGCGCAGGAUGCCGUCAAAACGACUGUCGGCGGCGCCAGUGCAGCGGUGACCAAACCCAAUUCCACCGAGCCGAACUCGACAAAGACCGGCAAUGGCGUGUUUCGCAACUUCAACAUGGACAGCUCCAUGAUCCAGAGGGCCCUGUACGUCCUCAUCGGCAUCACCGUCAUCGGAGUCCUGUACUUCCUCGUCCGAGCUGUGCGAUUGAAGAAGCCCGUCCAGAGGAAGAAGUAUGGACUCCUGUCCAACUACGAGGACUCGGUGGAGAUGAUGGCAGUGGAAAGUGACGAGGACGACACGCUUUACGAGGCUCGCAGCCUUCGCAGAUGAGUCCGGUCUCCAGACGAGGGGCCACGUGCUGUCCACACUGGUCCAUUAUGGAGAAGCGGUUUGGACACCUGAACCUGGAGGACCAAAAGUUCUGCAACCUGAAUGCCAAAGCUGCUCAAGGCUGAGCAGGAUAACAUUUGUUUUCCACAUUGACGAGUGUUUGUGUCUCUUUCCGACACAUUUUUUGUUUCCUUGCUUGGGAGUUCGGUUUCUUUGUGUUGUCGUCAGGAGCUCUUUGGCUCCAACCGUGUGCUGAGACUACUGACAGGCCUCCCUUCCUGCUUUUGGACAAACAUCCUGUUCACCUCGAGCUGCGAGGAGCGAGGACCAGCUCUGACUGGUGUCUGUUCAAACGAAGGCCGCACCAAUCUUCCACCUGAAAUCAAACUGUAGAGCUUGUGCUCAUCUUGUAGCACCCAUGAUGCAUUGCUGCAGGGUCUUGAAGAAAGUUCAUAUUUUUGCAUCAAAUAUUCUCGUGUUUACCUCCUGCUUGAAAGCAUCAUGGGUGAGCUGGAGCCAGCUUAUUACUACCAUUAAAGGUGAGGUGACCAUUGUAGGUGGUAGUUGAGUCAUUUUAGUUUUGAAGUUUGAGCAACAGACAAAUAUUUACCCAUAAAAAUGAAUAUGAAGAUGCCUCAAUUGGCAAGCAAACAGCCAAAUGUGAAUUUGAAAAAAGUGACAACUUCCAGGUUUCCAGUUGUUGGAAAUUUGUGGUACAUCUGUGCUGUGAGUGCUUCAGUAGAUGGACAACUGAGUUUAGAGGAAGGUUAGAUUCAACUCCAGUGAUAGCUCUUUUAAUAUGUGUGUCUAAACUCAACCAAAUUUGAUGCAGUUUUGUAGCUCGAGACCAAAAAAUGUGUUUUAAUAUUGCACUCUUACAGAACUGACUAAGUGACUCAGCAGUUUCAUGGCCCUCCACACAUAAUUUUCUAGGAUCGCGGGAGGAAGCUCUAAAAUGUUUUUGUUUAAAUUGCGGUCAAAUAAAGGUGUGAAAUGUAUUUUUCCAUUUAAAUAGCCAAAUUUGAACUAUCGAAAAAUAUAUUUUUUAUAUCAGCUAAUCUGAUGAUGUCACUUACAAUGCUGUCGUGCUGUAAAAACAUUUCAUGAUGUGUGCUGUGCGACCAAACUGCAGCUCAGUGUUUGGACAUCACUUCAAACGUGUUGCGCUUCUGAAUACAAAUAGUGUUUCUCUUUGUGAAACAUGAAUGACGUCACUGUCGUUGUCUCCGCUCGACUUUUGUAUUAUGUAUAUUUUUUUGCUUUGAAAGAAAGUAUUUUUUUUGUAAGUGACUGGUGAGAGUAAAGUUUUGU